UUUCUUUAGUAUCCACCGAUAAAACAUGGAUGAAGCUCCAAACAGUGACAUGAAUAUUGAUUAUCAUGGAACUCAGGGUCUUCUCUCUACUAUGCCAAUGCACAUCGGCUUUAAUAUUGAUGAAGAUAUAGGCAUUUCAGAAUUAUUUAAACUUCUUCAAGAGGAUCCAAUGAACAUUGCUCCUAGCACUUCAAAAGAAAAUGUUGCUCUAAAUCAUCAACAUUCUGACAUUUCAGAAUUACCUAGUCUUAAUUUUCAAGAGGAUCAUGAAACUCAGGGUCUUCUCUCUACUAUGCCAUUGAACAGUGAAUUGAAUAUUGAUGAAGAUAUAGACAUUUUAGAAUUAUUUAAACUUCUUCAAGAGGAUCCCAUGAACAUUGUUCCUAGCACUUCAAUAGAAAAUGCCGCUCCAAAUCAUCAACAUUCUGACAUUUCAGAAUCACCUAGUCUUAAUUUUCAAGAGCAGCCCCCUAGCAUUUCGAUAGAAAAUGUUGCUUCAAAUGAUCCAAAUCCUGACAUGUCACAAUUACCUAAUGAUUUUUUUCUUAAAGAGAAGCCCUUGACCACAAACACUAUUCCUAGCAGUUCAUCAACAGAAGAGGGUGAUAAGAAUUCUUCUUCAAGAACAACUUAUCAGAACACCCUUGAUAAGGAUGAUAACUAUUCAUUGUUUUAUAUUUAUUCCAUGGGAGUAACCAUGCUGCGACAAGAAGGAGGAAGAAGAAAAGAAGACCCUAUUCCUAUCGAAGGUGACAUUAAUAUUUCAAGUAGGAGGGAGCAAGACAAUUCUAGAACAAAUGCCAUGAUUCUCCAACAACCUAUGCUAAAAAUUCCAGUUUUGGAGAAAUUAGAAAAGGAGUCCAUGAAACAAAAGUUAACUGUUGAUCAUCCUCUGGUAAUAUCAACAAAUACUAGGAAAGAGAAAGAAAACUCUCAAACCAAUGACUUGAUGAUCCUCAAGCCACCUAUUUCCAGAACUCCGUGUUUAGAGAAUUUAGAAACAGAUUCUAUGAAGCCAAAAUUCACCAUUGAUGAUCAUUCUUUUGGGUCAAGUACUAGGAGGGAGCAAGAAAAUCCUAGGACCAAUGCCAUGAUCCUUAGCCCUCCCAUUCCAAAAAGUCCAAUGCUGAUAGAGAAAGAAAGUGACUUCAUGAAGUCAAAGCUUACCAUUGAUAGUCAAUUUGGAAUUUCAACAAGUAGGAGGGUCGGGGAGCAAGAAAAUCCUAAGAACAAUGGCCUAAUCCUCCAACAACUCGUGUCUAAUAUUCCAAUUUUAGAGAAAUUCGAACGUGAAUUCAACAAGCCAAAGCUCACAUUUGAUCAUCCAUUUGGAACUUCAACAAGCAAAAAGGUCGAGGUGAAAGAAAAUCUUAAGACUGAUGGCUUGAUGCUCCAACAACAACCUAUGCCAAAUAUUCCAACUUUGGAGAAAUUAGAAAGUGACUUAAUGAAGCGUAAGACGAUGCCUGGUCAUACUAUUGCGAGGAAGGAUGAGCAGAGAAUUGAAAGUGGUGGCUUUAAGAGUACUGAUAACUCUUCUACGAAAGAAGAUGAGAUCCACACUGGAGUUGUGAAUUCCUUGGACAUUGAACUUCAACAAAAGACAAGUUCCAAUGGUGGUCCUAUAAGAAGAUUACCUAAUAAGACAAGCUCAAGAUACCAACCAUUUGGGGGACAAACUCCAAACAAGCAAGGAUCAAACAGGCAUGUUUUGUAUCUUUUAUUGUUCAAAUUAGCUUCCCUUUUCAUUGUUGAUUCAUGGAAGUUCCUGAAAACAGUUUAG
Messenger RNA from Lycium barbarum (goji berry), 1783 nucleotides. RefSeq lists its product as uncharacterized. The record is from RefSeq and is a predicted model, not a curated record. Bases 26 to 1783 code for a protein of 585 amino acids. NCBI's taxonomy places the organism in Eukaryota, Viridiplantae, Streptophyta, Magnoliopsida, Solanales, Solanaceae. The transcript is spliced from 3 exons.